Symbiodinium pilosum is the source of this 1371-nucleotide messenger RNA. The record is from the annotation of a GenBank genome assembly. NCBI's taxonomy places the organism in Eukaryota, Dinophyceae, Suessiales, Symbiodiniaceae.
AUGGCGACUGUGACAACAACCACCACUGAGACUGAGACUUCGUCGGACCUGAGCUCCCAGGUCAGCCAGGGAAAGGAGGUCUCUCGCUGUACAGAUGCGUUGCCUCUUGAUGAUAAGGAGAGAAUGCCUCCUACUAUGUCCCUGGUGCUGAUCCACUACUUCCUGGUACUUACAACCGUUAACCUGGUAAUCGCCAUUCCCACGGCCAACGACUACGCUGAGAGGUUGGGUGCGGGGCGCCUGUUUGCGGGCGUCAUGCUGGGCGCUCUUCCCCUGGUAGCCAUUGCAGGUAACGUGUUCAACCAGAAGCUCUUCGCCUGCUUGACCUUCAAGCAAAUCUGGACUUUGUGCUGCCUCGUCACAGUGCUGGGCUCGGUGCUCUAUGCCCUCGCCGGCCUGAUGCGAUUCAAGUGGACGCUCCUCAUUUCGAGAAGUCUGAUGGGAUUCUGCUGCGCUUUCAGCCUCCCGGGAAUCUAUGUCUCCCAUACAGUGGGCAUGAAGCGCCGAAGUGAGAUUCUUUUUUACUUCUCGGCUUGCUUGACGCUGGGCUGUGCAGUUGGGCCCGCUCUUGCCGCGAUGUUGGAGGAAUCCAUGAAGUACAUCAAAAUCAACAAUCUAGUGCUGGACUCGGACACAGUCCCUGGCUGGUUCAUGGCUGUUCUCUACCUGCUGUUCACUGCAAAGCUGGUGGUUUUCUUCAAGGACCUUCCCAGGGACGCCUUGGCUGCUGCGCCGGAGGGCCGCACUUUAAGGAGCCCGAAAAGCGCUGGCAUGGGGCUGAGCCUCGAGAAAGGCGCAGCUGCCUGCGCAUGCUUCUGGCAGCUCAUGGUCGCAAGCGCUGUGACCACAGGCGUAGAGGUCUACACCAUCAAUGUGACACGGCAGACCCUUGGGUGGUCCACCGCCAACGCCGCUUGGUUUGUGGCUUUGAUCAUGCUGAUCUCCGGAGUCGCAAACCUCAGCCUUGGUAAGGUCGUGCGGGUCAUGGCCUGCACGGACAUGAUGGGACUACUCCUGGGAGACAUCAUCGCAUGCUUCUCCUGCCUCUUCUUGUUCAACUUUGACCUGAACUCGCCAUCCCUGCAAGUGUCACUGCUAUGCGUUGGCCUGGUGUCGGUCCUUGUCACCCAGGGCCUCACCCGCGCCCUGGCCCUGAGCAUCUGUUCCAAGCUGGUGCCCACGGAAUCUAUCAAUGCGAUUAUGACCAUGGCCACCAUCUUCAUGUCCUUGGGCCGUGGUGGUGGCUCCAUCGUGUGUUCGGUGCUGGACCCGGACUCCUUCGCGCCGGUCCUGCUGGCGCUUUUCACGACUACUCUAUUGCUGUCAUCGGCAACACGGAAGCACAUGAAGCCGCACAUCAAGGCAAGUUGA